GUGUUCCUUGAUUUGGUGUGUAGGAUGUAGCAAAUUUUGUGAAGAGUGAAAAUGACCUCAGAGCCAAAUCAGGAUUAUCAAGUUAUUUAGAAACACUAUGGUAUGCAUUUGAAACAUUCUGAAUUACUUACUCAAAAAGAACUCAUAAUGGUUUCAAUUUGCUAUAUGAAAAUAACAAUUUCUUCAUUUUGUAGAGGUUACAGGAUAUAAUUUUAGAUCUAAAACUGUUUUAACAAAUAUUUUACAUUUUUAAUUAGUUUUAACAAGUAAAAAUGCCAAAGAAAAUUGGAUUCAAUGUUAUCUAUGCAUCAGGGGAAGAGGAUAAGUACAAAGCUUGUGAACUGGAUAGACAUGGGCCUUCAAUCCGAGGAUGGCAGUCAGCCAAAGAUUGUUCCUAUCCUCAAGAGAUAGUUCUCAGGCUACACAGCACUGCAAUUCUUCAUCAGAUCCAGAUUCUGGCUCAUCAGUACCUCAUCUCUGAGAGAAUAGAUCUGUUUGUCGGUCCUGAAGAUUAUGCAGAUGAUAUUGCUGAUGAGGAAGCAACCAAAUUACCUUUUGAAUACUUGGGCUACAUAACGUUAAGUGAUAACCAAUCUACUGAAUUUAAAAGCCGAGAACUGAAAUCCAUCACAGUUCCACCUUUUAGUCCAACAUCGUAUGUGAAACUUCGGCUUUACCAGAAUCACAACAAUGAUUUAAAUCUUUUCAAUCAGGUGAGCAUAGUUGCAAUCCAGUUGAUCGGAGAUGAAGUAGGCAAGGGAGAAGAGAACAACAAUGGCCAUACAGAUCAUAAUCUGCUCCCAGGUGGUCAGGGAUCACUUUCCUCAGCAUGUGAUGACUUGGCCUUUGAGAUGUACGUGGACAAGGAUGUGGCUAGGAUCAUCCGACUACUAGAGCAGAGGAAACAUCAGGCUGUCCAAGAUGAAAGAUUCGAGUAUGCACGAAAACUGAAAUCAGCGAUGGUAGAGCUACGAGCAGCUGGAGAACGGCUUGGAAAAUUGGAAAUAGGGAAGAAACAAGCCAUUAUGCAUGAAGACUAUUCCAAAGCAAAGAAAAAGAAAGCUCAGAUGGACGAGUACAGAAAGGAAGUGUAUGCACUGCUGGAAGUAGAUGAUCUAUUAGAAGAAAAUGGACCUCUGGCAAAAAAUGAUGAGGAAUCGCCAGAUGCUGACAAUGGAACUAGCACGACCACACUGAGCGAGGAGUUGGCUGUGCCUGCAUACUCGGUGAAGCCACGAGUCCGAGCCCCGGUUAGCCUUGAGGCUACAUCUCCACCUCAGCGCCCUGUGCCAGACAACACAGUCUCUGCUGUUUCACCUGGCCUCUACCAGAGUCCGGUGUCACCCCUACACUACGCUGGUCGGGUCAGUCCAACUGGUGCUACACCAAAGGGCCAGGCGUAUGUUGCGACACCAGUGACAAUCAGAACAGGCACAGGAUCAUUGCGACGCAGAAACAAGUCUGCAGCACGAAACAGCUAUGAAGCUUAUGACGAGAGAACUGUUCCUGCCCAUAGAAACACUCACUCAGCCGAGCAACCAAGAGAGAACAAUGUAUCUUCAUCAGCUGUUGUGUCCAAACUGAACGAACGAGAAAGGAAACAAGCUGCUUUACCAAUAGCGGUUUUUGGAAUGGCCUUAGUGGAGAAGUUCUUCUCAAAGCAGUUCUCAGACAAGGAGGAGGGGCUGCGGUUACUACAGGCAGCACUAAGAGCCCAUGUUCGCAGUGAGUGUGUCAAACCACCGGAGAAUACAGAAACACACUCACCCAACAAAGUCGCACGAGCUGCUGUCUACUUGUUGCAUCGAGCUCUCAGGGAUAAGGUCUUCAUCGUCUACAGUACUGCUGCUGAGAUCAUCCGCUACUUCUUCAGUGAAUUUGUCGCUGGGAGGGUCUCGACAGCUGAAGUCUCUCGUAGCUUGGACAGACUACUACCGGAACUCCUAUCAAAAUCUGGUGAUACGACGCCUCGUAUACAUAACAUGGCAAUGCAUACAAUUCUCAGCUUAGCUGACUGCUCAGAUGUCAGAUCUUUAAAUAUCAUACCAGUUCACCUGACAAGAGUACUGACAUCAAGCACACAUCCUCGCUUGGCCCUCAGCAAGAUGGAGAUGGUGGAACAGCUCAUUCUGAACAAUGGCAUCUCCACUGACAAACAAAGUGGAAUGACCUGCAGAGUUCUAUCAGAACUGGGAGUGUCUGGGUUACACCAUCCUGCCGAGGCAGUACGCAAGGUAGCUGAGCGUAUUCUCAUCCAUGUGUACAAGGUCAACUCACGCAUUGUGCGCAAACAGUUGCCACCUGACGAUGAUAUUACACGUCGCAAUCUGCUCUAUCGCCAUCUUAUGCAGGAGUUUGAUAAGGUUGACCUUGAGAGAAAACCUAUUGAAACAUUUUCUAACAAGAACAAGUUAGUGAGGUCAGGCAGUGUGAGUAGUGCCAAUCCGGCUACGUCGUCUGUUCUAAGGCCGUCCACCAGUGCAUACACUCAUUCUGACAAUGCUGCCAACAUUGCCACCAACUCCUCAGAGAGCCACAGUGCAUCAUCAUCCUCGUCUGGAGGUAUCCUCUCCCCACCACCUGACCAGCCUCUUGACAAGCAAUGUAUCUUCUGCCUCGAGAGGUCAGAAUCGUUUACAGAGGAGGGUCUUAACAUCCACUACUGGAAAAGUUGUCCCAUGCUGAUGCGGUGCCAGCAUUGCCAAGAAGUGGUAGAGGUUGCGUCACUGAACCAACACCUCGCAGAUGAAUGUGAUCUGCGCAAGCUGUAUAAAAAGUGUGAUCUUUGCUCCGAUGUACAACAUGUUGACAGUUUUGAAGAACACCGAAAUUCUCCUUCUUGUUUACAGGGCAGAGUUCUAAGGUGCUCAUUGUGUCGGACUGUGGUGGGAGCAGGUGAGGACUGGUGGCGGGAACACUUGAAUGGAGCCCAUCUCUGCCCCAAACAUCCAAGACGCAAGUUCGUCAAAACCAAACUAACACGUUCUAAAACUCCAGAUUUGCCUCAGACGUCCUCAUCAAUGUACAACUUCCGCUGAGCAAAAUGCCAAUCAAGAAAAGGAAUGCCUAAGCUUAGCAAUCGUCUCCUAGAUUUUGUUACUGCUCAAUAGUUAUUGUUCUUAUUCUAGCUACUGCACAUAGCGCUUUUUAAAUUGCCAAAGCCUUUUUAUACAACAAAGGCAAAUCUAUGUAAAAUCAAAAUCUGUUCCAAAAAAUAUAAUAAUAAAGCAUGGUUUAUGUACACUUAUAAAAUAACUUUAGGUAAUAAAAAGUAAAUACAAAUCCGCCCAUUUCAUAUAAGAUGUUCAAAUAAAUAACCAAUAGGUAUUUAGUAGGAAAUAAUAAAAUGAAUACAUGCUAUAACAUAAAAUUAUAAUUUCUAUUUUAUUAAACCUAGUAUAAGCAACUUUUGUUUGGCUGAGACAAAGCUUGGAUAUAAAAUUCAAAACUAUGAGAAUUUUUUAGAUAUAAACAUUAUUUAUACAUACUACAACCUUAACAUUAAAUAAGCACAACUAAUACAUAAAAAUGAUUAAUUAAUCUUAGCCCAAAAAUUUAAGUAUAAAAAGAUGUAAAAUUAUAUAGCGCUCACAAGAUCAACAUAUCUUCAAUCAAUCAGUAACUUUGUAUGAAAUCAAUAAUAUUGGACUAAAUUUAUUUGUAGUUUUAUAACUUUCAAAUAUUUUUUAUCUCUUAUCCCUUUAUUUCUCUUUUAGGUUUCUUUGUAAUAUGUUUAUACAUUUAUAAAGACAUAUUCAAGCAUCCAGUUUCAAACAUAUGAAUUUGAAGUCGCACUAAGACUUUAAAAUCUGUGCAUAUCGUUUUAACAAGAUUUAAAAUUGAAACUAGUACCUUGUUAAGAUUAAGAAAUGAAGUCAUGCUGUGAUUACACUGUAAGGAAUCUAUUUUACAAAAUCUAUUUUAAAGAAAUUAAAUUUAUACAGUAACUAAUAAUUAAAAUGUUAACAGUAAAAUAAAAAUGCAAUGAUUGCAUUUUGUUAUAGAACUCUUAAUCUCUUUAGUAUGUAUUUUUAUUGUUGAAAAAAGUACUAUUUUACACCAGUUAAUUUAUUUACUAUCAAGAAAAUUACUGUACAUUAUUGAACAAAGUUUAUAAGAAAAACCUGUAAAAACAAAUUUCCUAACUGAACAGUUUUUGUACAUUGAAUAAGUUCUUUACAGUGUAAGCCAGAAAUUUCAAACCAUGCUUUUAGAACCUGCCUUGAAUCUGCUUACUACGAUUGCACAAAUUACGAGCAUUGCACAAUUCUCAAGACUACAUUCAUUUAGAAUUAGCAAGUUAUUUUUGAUGUUGUGUGUAGAGAACGAGUUAUACGAUAAGAAAUUCCUCAGAUUGUUUCUAAUUAUAUUUUCAAUAUUGGUGUUGUGUGUUUCUAUAUUUAAAAGUACCUUCAAUGAAGUAUUAUUGUAAAGAUUGAUGAUUUUCCCUGUAAUUAGGUUUAGAUGUUACUUAUUGAUAUACAUACAGAAUGUGAGAAUGUUCUAAAAGUGUUUGAUUGGCUCAGUGAAAUCCGUUUAAUAUAUUCAAACAUUAAAGAGUGAAUUCGUGCACUUCCACUCAGGACUUUAAGAACUCUUGUCUUCAUAUAAUGCAAUGAGUAUAUUAUUUAUUCAAGGGACCAUUUGAAGAGUUUGUGUAUAAUCUUAAUUUCAAGCAUAAA
This is a messenger RNA of Homalodisca vitripennis (glassy-winged sharpshooter), 4682 nucleotides long. Its product is annotated as centrosomal protein of 104 kDa. NCBI's taxonomy places the organism in Eukaryota, Metazoa, Arthropoda, Insecta, Hemiptera, Cicadellidae. Bases 273 to 3038 code for a protein of 921 amino acids. The record is from RefSeq and is a predicted model, not a curated record. Gene Ontology annotation, cellular component: cilium. Gene Ontology annotation, molecular function: protein binding. The transcript is spliced from 17 exons.